AGCACACAGAGGGAUAGAUCUGCUGCUCAUACCUCUUUCCAGAUCGAUCUUUAUGAUUCCCAAUCGUUUCUGCUAGUCUCCGCUUCUCCGUCGAUCUACCAGUGAGAAUUAGCUUCAAGAGAAGAGAAAUGGCUGCCGGUGGAUUUGUGAGCCGAGCAUUCGAGUCGAUGCUCAAGGAGUGCGCCGGAAAGAAGUAUCCCGAUCUUCAGAAGUCAAUUCAGGCUUAUUUAGAUGGUACAAAGGAAGUCAAACAGCACCCUCUACCUAGUGAGCCAAAUCAAGCGGUAUCUUCUGCUGGAGAUGGAAGUUCACUUGAAACUGAAAGUGGUGCGGAAAAAAGUGGAACUGAAACAGAUGGAUCAAGCACAGCUCCACAGACAACUGAGGAGACAGAGAAUGUUGAUAAGCCAGUAGUUUUGAGUAGAACCAUCGCAAUUGCCUUGGCAAAUGCUGGAUACACAUUGGAAGGUGCUGAGGUGGAGCUUGUUUUGAAUCCUCUUCGGCUUGCAUUUGAGACUCAAAAUUUGAAAAUCCUUGAACUUGCUUUGGAUUGUCUGCAUAAACUAAUUGCCUAUGAUCAUUUGGAAGGAGAUCCUGGUUUAGAUGGUGGGAAAAAUGUACCUCUAUUUACAGAGAUCCUGAACAUGGUCUGUGGUUGUGUAGAUAAUUCAUCUCCUGAUAGUACAAUACUUCAAGUGCUUAAGGUGCUUCUUACUGCUGUGGCAUCCACAAAAUUCAGAGUCCAUGGGGAACCUUUGCUUGGAGUUAUCAGAGUGUGCUAUAAUAUUGCUCUCCACAGCAAGAGUCCAGUAAAUCAAGCAACGUCCAAGGCAAUGUUGACACAGAUGAUCAGUAUCAUAUUUAGGAGAAUGGAGACUGAUCCGGUUCAGGUCUCCUCUUCAUCUGUUCCUUCUGAUCAUACAGCAGCUGCUUCUGCAGAGAAUUCUAGCUCCACUGCUGAAAAAAAUGGGAUAGAAAUGACUUUAGGAGAUGCACUUAGUCAGGUUAAAGGCACCACUAUUGCAUCUGUUGAGGAAAUCCAUAAUCUUGCUGGUGGUGCUGACAUCAAGGGUUUAGAGGCUGCACUUGACAAAGUGGUCCAUGUUGAGGAUGGUAAAAAGAUUACACGAGGGAUUGACCUUGAGAGCAUGAGUAUUGGAAAACGUGACGCUUUACUAGUAUUCCGCACGCUCUGCAAGAUGGGUAUGAAGGAAGACACUGAUGAGGUAACUGUGAAGACGAGAAUUUUGUCCCUUGAACUUCUGCAGGGCCUGCUGGAAGGGGUUAGCAAUUCAUUCACAAAGAACUUUCACUUCAUUGACUCUGUGAAGGCAUACCUUUCCUAUGCUUUGUUGCGAGCUUCAGUUUCACAGUCUCCUGUCAUAUUUCAGUAUGCUACUGGGACCUUCUCUGUGCUUCUGUUGCGAUUCAGGGAAAGUCUUAAAGGUGAAAUUGGUGUCUUCUUUCCCUUGAUAAUUCUACGGUCGUUAGAAAGCUCAGAAUUUCCAAUCAAUCAUAAAAUGAGUGUUCUUCGGAUGCUGGAGAAAGUUUGCAAGGAUCCUCAGAUGCUUGUUGACAUUUAUGUGAACUAUGACUGCGAUCUCGAGGCACCAAACCUCUUUGAACGCAUGGUUACAUCUCUAUCUAAAAUUGCUCAAGGGACACAACAUACAGAUCCGAACUCUGUUGCUGUAUCCCAGACAGCGUCACUUAAGGGUUCAUCGAUUCCAUGCCUUGUCAAUGUGCUGAAAUCACUGGUUGAUUGGGAGAAGUCUCGAAGAGAAUCGGAAGAGUUGAGACAAAACAGCCAAUCUCUCGAGGAAGAGUCAACUAGAAAAUCUGCUGAGAUGAGUGGGAGGGAAGAUUUAAUGAGUAACUUUGAGAAGGCAAAAGCUCAUAAAACUACAAUGGAGGCUGCCAUCUCUGAGUUCAAUAGGAAUCCAGUAAAAGGUGUAGAGCAUCUGAUAUCAAAUAAGUUGGUGGAAAACAAUCCUGCUUCUGUUGCUCAAUUUCUAAGAAAUACUCCCAAUCUAGACAAGGUGAUGAUUGGUGAUUAUUUGGGCCAACAUGGGGAGUUUCCCCUUGCUGUCAUGCAUGCUUAUGUGGAUUCAAUGAAAUUUUCAGAAAUGAAGUUUGAUACUGCAAUUCGUGAAUUUCUUAAAGGAUUCAGGCUCCCUGGAGAGGCUCAAAAAAUAGAUCGAAUCAUGGAAAAGUUUGCAGAACGAUAUUGUGGAGAUAAUCCAGGUUUAUUCAAGAAUGCAGACACUGCAUAUGUUCUUGCAUAUGCUGUAAUAAUGUUGAAUACUGAUGCCCAUAACCCUAUGGUCUGGCCUAAAAUGUCAAAAUCAGAUUUUGUACGCAUAAAUGCCACGAAUGAUCCUGAAGAGUGUGCCCCCAGAGAACUCCUUGAAGAGAUCUAUGAUUCUAUCUUGAAAGAAGAGAUCAAAAUGAAGGAGGAUAGUGCUGAUAUUGGGAAAAGUAGCAGGCAGAGGCCAGAAGGUGAAGAGAGAGGCGGUCUUAUUAGUAUUCUUAAUUUGGCUCUCCCUAAGAUGAAGUCAUCUACAGAUGCUAAGUCAGAGAGUGAAGCAAUUAUUAAACAGACACAAGCUAUAAUUCGGAAUCAAGGAGUAAAGAGAGGAGUUUUCUACACUUCACAACAGAUUGAACUUGUACAGCCUAUGGUUGAAGCUGUUGGGUGGCCAUUGCUUGCUACUCUCUCUUUUAUGAUGGGGGAAGUUGAUAAUAAACCAAGAGUUGUUCUCUGUAUGGAAGGAUUUAGAGCUGGAAUACAUAUUACACAAAUUCUGGGAAUGGAUACCAUGCGAUAUGCCUUUUUAACAUCUCUGGUCAGGUUUACUUUCUUGCAUGCGCCAAGGGAAAUGCGCAGUAAAAAUGUGGAAGCAUUGCGCACUCUUCUGACUCUAUGUGAGUCAGAACCAGACUCCCUUCAAGACACAUGGAACGCAGUUCUAGAAUGUGUUUCUCGUCUUGAAUUCAUUACUACAACCCCUGCUAUUGCUGCAACUGUCAUGCAUGGAUCAAAUCAGAUCUCCAAGGAUGCUGUUGUUCAGUCCUUGAAAGAGUUGGCUGGGAAACCUGCUGAAAAAGUUUUUUGGAACAGUGCCAAACUACCCAGUGAAGCUGUUGUGGAGUUCUUCAAUGCGCUUUGCGGUGUAUCAGCUGAAGAGCUGAAACAAACUCCAGCUCGUGUUUUCAGUUUGCAAAAGCUUGUUGAGAUCAGCUAUUACAAUAUGGCUCGUAUACGAAUGGUCUGGGCUAGAAUAUGGUCUGUCCUUGCAAACCAUUUUAUUUCUGCUGGGAGCCAUCACGAUGAGAAAAUCGCUAUGUAUGCGAUAGAUUCUCUCAGGCAGCUUGGAAUGAAGUAUUUGGAGCGUGCUGAAUUGGCCAGUUUCACUUUCCAAAAUGACAUUCUCAAACCCUUUGUUAUUCUCAUGAGAAAUAGUAGAAACGAAACCAUAAGGCAUCUAAUUGUUGACUGCAUUGUACAAAUGAUAAAAUCUAAAGUUGGAAGCAUAAAGUCUGGAUGGCGUAGUGUUUUUAUGAUUUUCACAGCUGCUGCAGAUGAUGAUUUGGAAUCAAUUGUUGAAAGUGCAUUUGAGAAUGUUGAACAGGUUAUACUAGAACACUUCGAUCAGGUAGUAGGAGAUUGCUUUAUGGACUGCGUCAAUUGCCUUAUCCGGUUUGCCAACAACAAAUGUUCCCAUCGUAUAAGUUUGAAGGCCAUUGCCCUUCUCCGUAUAUGUGAAGAUCGUCUAGCAGAGGGGCUUGUACCUGGUGGGGCUUUGAAGCCAAUUGAUAUAGAUGGUGACUCAGCUUUUGAUGUAACUGAGCAUUAUUGGUUCCCAAUGCUGGCUGGUUUGUCUGAUCUAACAUCAGAUCAAAGACCUGAAAUUAGAAGCUGUGCACUUGAAGUUUUGUUUGACUUGUUGAAUGAGAGGGGUAGCAAGUUCUCAACAUCAUUUUGGGAGAGCAUUUUUCAUCGUGUCUUGUUUCCCAUUUUUGAUCACGUAAGAUUUGUUGGAAAGGAGAGCUCAAUUUCUUCUGGGGAUGAAUGGCUUCGUGAGAAUAGCAUUCAUUCACUUCAGUUGCUAUGCAACCUGUUUAACACUUUCUACAAGGAUGUAUGCUUUAUGUUGCCACCACUCUUGAGUUUGCUGUUGGACUGUGCUAAACAAACAGAUCAGGCUGUUGUUUCAAUUUCUCUGGGUGCAUUAGUGCAUCUUAUAGAGGUUGGAGGACACCAAUUCAGUGAGGGUGACUGGGAUAUGUUGUUGAAGAGCAUAAGAGAAGCAUCAUACACAACACAACCACUUGAGCUACUUAACGCUGUAGGAUUUGAGAGUCUUAAGAACCCUUCAGUUGUGAUUAGAGAUUUUGAAGUUAAUAAAUAUGGCAGAGUAGAUAAUCAUCAGCUUGAUAAAAGUGAUGGUGGCACUGCAAGAACUAUUAAUGCAUUGGUCUCAGAGGAAUACAGUCAAGAAUCUGCGUUGCAAUCUAUUACAGAUGGUUCUGAAGGUGUUCCAUCACCUUCAGGUCAAUCUCAGAAUUCUGCUGAAGCUGGGGGCGUACAAAGAAGUCAAACUAUAGGUCAAAGAAUUAUGGGAAACAUGAUGGAUAACCUCUUGCUCAGAAGUUUCACCUCAAAAUCUAGGAAUCGGACAGCAGAGAUUUCAGCACCCUCUUCUCCAACUAAGGUUCCUGAGUCAGUUGAACCUGAAAUCAAAGACGAGGAGGAAAGUCCACUGAUGGUAACUGUUAGGGGCAAGUGUGUCACUCAGUUAUUACUUCUUGGUGCCAUUGAUAGCAUUCAGAAAAAGUACUGGAGUAAUUUGAAAGCAUCGCAGAAGAUUGACAUUAUGGAUAUCUUGUUUUCUUUCUUAGAGUUUGCUGCUUCUUAUAAUUCAUAUUCCAACCUCAGAAUGCGUAUGCACCAUAUUCCGGCUGAAAGGCCACCUCUAAAUAUUCUCCGCCAGGAGUUAGCAGGAACCUCCAUAUAUCUGGAUGUCCUACAGAAAACAACUUUGGGGUUUAAUAGUGAUAAUGAACAACUCUCUGAUGCUGAAAAGAAGCUGCAAGGAAUAGCAGAAGACAAACUGGUCUCUUUCUGUGAAAAGGUACUUAGGGAUGCAUCUGAUCUUCAGUCAAAUGUAGGGGAAACUACUAACAUGGAUGUUCAUAGAGUUCUGGAGUUGCGCUCUCCAAUCAUUGUUAAGGUGCUUAAAGGCAUGUGUUUUAUGAACAAUAAGAUCUUCAGGAGACACCUAAGAGAGUUCUAUCCUUUGCUUACAAAACUUGUUUGCUGUGAUCAGAUGGAUAUCCGUGGAGCAAUUACUGAACUUUUUAGGGCGCAGUUGAAAGCACUCCUACCAUAAUUAUUCUUGUAAGCUAUAUUUGUCAGCAAUUUUCGACCUCACUGCACAUAGCGUAGCUGAUUGGAUCAAUUCUCAUCAUAUUUUUUGUGGGAUUAACAAUGCCAAUAUAUAAGGAUCUGUAGCAUCUUUUAAUGAAAGAAUGUAGAUGUUUGUGAUUGACUAUACUCUUUAUAGUCUCUGAUUAUUUUUGCCAGUAGGAUAGAAUUGCGACCCAUUCAGAAGUCAAUGACCCAAGUUUUGUACUAAGAUUUUAAUAAUCCUAUUUAUUAUUG
Messenger RNA from Rubroshorea leprosula, 5665 nucleotides. The record is from the annotation of a GenBank genome assembly. Lineage: Eukaryota; Viridiplantae; Streptophyta; Magnoliopsida; Malvales; Dipterocarpaceae.